Molecule: messenger RNA, 1509 nt
Organism: Vitis vinifera (wine grape)
Lineage: Eukaryota; Viridiplantae; Streptophyta; Magnoliopsida; Vitales; Vitaceae
Product: transcription factor MYB35
Exons: 3
Coding region: 302-1414 (370 amino acids)
Source: RefSeq, a predicted model, not a curated record
UUGUGCUCAAGAAAGGGGCAUUGUGCAUGUCCAUGCACUAAAAAUUAAAAGAAGGGCUUGCUCAGACACGAGUGAGAGUCCAGAGUCGGUUAAUUCUAAUACAAAUUAUAACUAAAUAUCUCACCCCAUUUGAACCUGACUGCAAUGCUCUUGGAGCCAAGCAAGAGAGAGAGAGAGAGAGCCAUGCAUUAUUUUGUGAUGUCAUGUCAAACCGUUUUGUGAUAAUAAUCAUGCAUCAAUUGUGGUUAAAUGGGAGCCAUUUCCAUGCUUUUCUUGCCUCUUCACUUUGUUUAAACUUUAAAUGAAGCUCUCUGCAAUUGCAUCACCAUUACAUCAACCAAUACUUCACCCCCUCCAGCCUCCUUCGACCCCAUCUCUGGCAAUGGUGAGACCUCCUUGUUGUGACAAAUUGAACGUCAAGAGGGGCCUCUGGACAGCCGAGGAAGAUGCAAAGAUACUGGCAUAUGUAUCCAAACAUGGAAUUGGUAACUGGACACUGGUCCCCAAGAAAGCAGGACUCAAUAGAUGUGGAAAGAGUUGUAGGCUAAGGUGGACUAACUACCUGAGGCCUGACCUCAAGCAUGACAGCUUCACACCCCAAGAAGAAGACCUUAUUGUUAACCUACACAAAGCUAUAGGUAGCCGGUGGUCUUUGAUUGCAAAGGAAUUGCCUGGAAGAACAGACAAUGAUGUGAAAAACUACUGGAAUACUAAGCUGAGGAAGAAGCUCACGAAGAUGGGCAUUGAUCCUGUAACCCAUAAGCCCUUUUCCCAAAUCCUUACUGACUAUGGCAACAUCAGUGGUCUCCCCAACACCGCAACACGAAUGGGGUCCUUCAGUAGGGGCCUGAACAACGCAUCAGUAUCAGUGUCAGGACUUUCAUACACCAACAUGAAUGACCUUAAGCCAUUGGUAGAGCAAUUCCAGGUUCUCAACCAAGAAACUGUCCAACCACAUUUCUUCAGUGAAGUCCCCUCGUCUUCAUCCUCAUCUUCUUCUUGUUCUAACGUCACCCAACUGAGCUCACCCCAAUCCUUCCCUUGCCAACCAUCUCAGGCUCAGUUUACACCAUCUUCUCCCUUCAGCUGGAAUGACUUUCUUCUCGGAGACCCUUUUCUUCCCACUGAUUUGCAGCAACAAGAAGAGUGUGAUCCCCGGGGGACCUUCUCAUCAACUAGCCCUUCACUUGUAACACAAAAUGAGUUCCCCUACUGCAAGUUUAAUGGACUUGGAUACAAGGAUUCCAACGCAUUUCAGUAUGGUGCAACUACUGGAGAUGACAUGGGAAACUCCCACAAAGCUUCUUCAUCUCCUGCAAGUUCAUUUGUUGAAUCCAUCUUGGACCGAGACAGCGAGAUGCGUGCCAAAUUGCCCGAACUUUUGGGUGAAUCCUUUGAUUACUUGAGUAUCUAAAUUGCAAGUUUUCUAGCUCUUACACUGGGGAAAGUUCCAGGGUUGUUCAAUGUAGCUAACAAUUCAGCAUGAAAUGGAGAUAGUCUUUCGUCUUA